Podarcis lilfordi (Lilford's wall lizard) is the source of this 5199-nucleotide messenger RNA. Lineage: Eukaryota; Metazoa; Chordata; Lepidosauria; Squamata; Lacertidae. The record is from the annotation of a GenBank genome assembly.
CAAUUCGUCAACUCCAGUCUGUUGUUAAGGAAUAGAAAAGAGAAUUGGAAGGCAACAGCGUUGCACAACGAAAGGUGAAAAGUUUAUGCUCUCCCUUUCCCCCCGUGUGUGUGGUUGUCGCUGAGAUUUCCAGUUGGACCACCAGAAUAUUUGUUGGCAGAAACUGGAGCAAACUUAUGUAACAAUCUGCACUUUCUCAUGCUAAAUGCCGAACUUCAAAGGCAUGUUUAAUGUAUUGCGGGUGCAUAAUCUAAACACAUCAUGUAUUCAGCUGGCAUGUUCACAAAUCCCUAUGCCACAGAAGUACUGAGAACUAAAAAGGACGAACUUGUAGAUGGCAUAAGGAACCCUGAUCAGCUUCUGAACUGGCUGAUAGAACAUGGCAUUUUUACACCAGAGAAAAAAAUGGUCUUAUCCUACUACAGAACAAGAACUGCAAAGAACUCCCGGGUCCUGGAUAUAUUGGUUUCUCAAGGUGAGCGAGCUUGCAGGCUCUUUUUUUACCCAUGUCUGAAACAGAUUGAGCCACAGCUAUAUAACAGCAUGAGGAGUUAUGUCAGCAAUGUGAAUGAAAGAAUUGGUGAUGCCAGAAGGCAACUGAUAGGGUAUCUACUGGAGAAAGAUAAAGGGUGGGUUCAAAAGGGUAAAGAUCCUCACCAAGAAAAGAAGGAUAGCCCCAGACAGGUUUUAGCUAAGCCAGAAAAGCUGACUCAGAUCAAACGUAAAGUAAAACAGGAUUCAGCUGCUGUGAAAUCCCAAGACAAUUCUUUCAAUUCUCUUUCCAUCUUUGAUUCUGUGGCUAAAGGUAAUCUUUCCUAUUUAGAAAAGAUCUUAAAAGAGAAUGAUAUUAACGCAGUAAACUCUGAAGAUGAAACCCUCCUACACAUUGCAGCAGCUCACGGGCAUACAGAAAUAAUUGACUAUCUAAUCGGCAGAGGGGCUAAGCUGGAAGUUAAGGAUAAGAAAGGAAGAACCCCGCUACACAGAGCUGCUGAGAGAGGUCACGGCGAAGCUGUGAAAAUGCUGCUCCAAUCAGGUGCCAACAUGUACACCUUGGAUCAGGAAGGCAAGAGCCCCCUUCAUUUGGCCCAUCAGAACCACCACACCCAUGUUCUGAAGAGCAUCCUGAAAGAAGAGGCGAGGCGACACAAGAACCAACACAACUUCCUGCACAUGGCUGCUCUCAGAGAUGACAGUGAGCUGGUGCAAGCCAUCCUAAAGAAUGGCGCUUUGAAGGAUGCCAAGGAUGAGAGAGGACAGACCGCUUUGGGCUAUGCCGUGUCUCGAGGGUUUGAGAAGACUGUCCAGGUUCUCCUGGAAGCUGGAGCCAACAUUGAUUCCAGCAUCAUUGAUGUAGCCUUUAACAGCAACAGUCAAUCUCUCUUCAAGUUAUUGCUGGACUAUUCCAAAGGCAUGUCCCCGGCUACAAUGGUGUCAGCUCUCUUUAAAGCCAUUCAAAAGGACCUGCAUGGCAUCGUAGCAGCUUUAAUUGAUAAAGGUACCGACAAAAAUGCCCUCGACGAAGCGCAGUACACACCACUGCUUGUGGCGUGCGAGAUGGGCAAGACCGAAUCAGCAAAAGUUCUCAUUGAAAAGGGAGCGAGCCUGAAGGACAAGACCCCAAACUCAAGCAGUGCUUUACAUCUGGCAGUUCAAGCUGGAGCCUCCUCCAUUGCAAAGAUGCUCCUGAGCAAAGGAUUGGAUGCCAACAUUGCCGGGCAGGGAGAUCAAACCCCCCUCCACGUGGCCGCAUUGCACAAUAAGGGAGAGCUAGUUGACUUAUUAAUUGACGUAGGUGCGAAAAUUGAUUCGGUCACUAAAGAACUGCUCACUCCCUUGCAUGUUGCAAGUUAUAAGGGCCAUGUGGAAGUUGCGCAAAAGCUGCUGCGGCGAAAGGCUAAUGUCAAUGUUAAGGAUAAGCAGGCAAAGACAGCUCUGCAUCUUGCCGCUGAAGCAGGAAAUCUUGCUAUGGUAGAACUGCUGCUGAACUACAAUGCUGACUCCAAUGCAACAGACAAGGAGAAAAAGACCCCGCUUCAUCUUGCAGCCAUGGGAGGUCAUCUUAACACAGUGAAAGUGCUGUUAGCGAAGAAGUCCAGGUUUGGUGCCAAAGACAUGGACGGAUGCACAUCUAUGCACUAUGCCACCAUCAAUGGGAAUGUGGAGAUACUACAGGCCCUUCUGGCUGCUGGCAAGAAUAAAAAUAUCGAUGACAAAAAUAUUUGGAGGAAGACGCCGCUACAUCUUGCAGCAGAACACGGACACAGCGACCUAAUACAUUUCUUCUUGAGCAACGGUUCAGCCAUUAAUGCUCUGGACAACAAUAAGGACACACCAUUGCAUUGUGCUUGCAGAGCCAGUCAUUUUAACUGUGUGAGCGCACUGGUCAGCUGGUCUGAGGGGGGUAAAGCAAAUCUACAGGCCACAAACAGCCUGAAGAAGACUCCACUUCAAGUAGCAGAAUCCAGCCCAACUGAAAGCCAGGCUCAAAUUGUUACUCUUUUGAAAAAGAAAAUGUUAUUGAUAAGAUAAAUGUGCUAAGAAGAAAUUACGUAAGAAGCACAAGUUGUUUCUUAUUGCUAUCUAGUGCCUUGUUCUCACCUGUGUCUGGGCUGCUCUAUUUCAGGGUCAAUGCAGGAAAUCAGUGGUUGGAUCUCUUGAUUAUUAUUAUUUUAAAUCAAAAUCUUAAAGGAGGGAGGGUUCCUAUAAACAAGCCCACAAAAGGUCCUAGCCUUAAGAAAACAACUAGUCCGUCCACUGGAGGCGGUUGGCAGAAGUGUUUCAUUCCUCCCGAAGCAAGCCUCUCUGCAUUCCUACAGAGGCAGGGCUUCCCUCACCUGCCAGUGCACUUGGUUUCUAUUCUGAGCACAGAGGAGGAAUGGGGCCCUCAUCCCUCCUUCUCCUCAAGCCUACUCACUUGCCUGCAUGCAAUUCCAUACUGCCUACAGGUACUAGGCUAGUCCUUAAAUACAGUCAUGGAAAGGUUAACCUUUUCCUGUAAUGGCACCCAGCACACGGAAUGCCAUUCCAUGGAGGGACUAAGCUAUCUCCCUCCUUGCCAGUGUUGUUUUUGUUUGCUCUUCAAAAUUAUUUGGUUGGAUUACCGCUUAGCAUUAAAUUUUAGUUUUAGAUUGCCUGCCUAUCUCUUAUUGUUCCUGAUUUGUUUUGAUGUUUUAUUGUUGUGUGCUGUUUUAUUACAAUUGAUAUUAGCUGCUUUGGACAUAAGCUUGUCGGGGUGUGGUUGGGAUUACAGAUAUUACUGUACUAGGAGGGUUCUGCCCAUGGGUGUAGCCAGGAUUUUUGUUAGGGAGGAUAGGACAUUGUUGGAGGGGCAGAACUGACGUGAUUGGUCAGUUAGUUAAGUAUUUAUAUUGUUUUACUUGAUCGGGGGAAGUGGGGAGCUGCCUCCUCUUGGCUACGCCCAUGGUUCGGCCCCCCCUGCUCAUUCCAUUGGGCAACCCCCAAUGCCCCCACAUUAACCCCUUUUUCUUUCCUUUUUCACCCCAUGCAAUUGCUAAACCUCCAUUUCACUUUCCCAACUAUAUUUCUGAAGCAGCUACUCUCUUCUGUUCUGCAGCCCAACUUUUCACCCAUUUCCCCCUAUGUCCAUGCUUCCCCCUCCAUUUUGGCACCCCCAUUCACACAGCCCCCGCUCCAUGUCUCCUUUCGUCUCCUAUUCUGUAGUCCCAUUUGCACACAUACCCUUGUGAUUAUAUGUUAUUGUAUCUUUAAAACCUGGGGCACGGGUGGCGCUGUAGUCUAACCCACAGAGCCUAGGGCUUGCUGAUCAGAAGGUCGGCGGUGAGCUCCUGUUGCUCAGUCCCUGCUCCUGCCAACCUAGCAGUUUGAAAGCACAUCAAAGUGCAAGUAGAUAAAUAGGUACCACUCCAGCGGGAAGGUAAAUGGCGUUUCCAUGUGCUGCUCUGGUUCGCCAGAAGCGGCUUAGUCAUGCUGGCCACAUGACCCAGAAAGCUGUCUGCCGACAAAUGCAGGCUCCCUCGGCCAGUAAAGCGAGAUGAGCACCGCAACCCCAGAGUCAUCCGCGACGACCUAACGGUCAGGGGUCCCUUUACCUUUACCUUAUCUUUAAAACAAAUAAAACUUUAAGAGAAGUUAUGUAAGUUAGCUUGUUCAGUUAGAUAAGGUUAAGUUUAUGGUUGUUGUUUAUAUAUGGGUGUUUGCUUGAUAAUAAAAUAUCUGAAUUACUGCAUUGAAUCUGGAACUUCAUGUUGAAGGCAAUACAUGGUAAGAGUGAAACACUCUAUGGGAUCCACAUCCAUUAUCUCUCUCAUAUAGGGUAGCUGAGGAAUGGAAGAAGGAAAGUAAGUGAAGAAGUGGGGGCUCUGAAAGGGGGAAAGUGACUAUCUUAAGCAAUGGCAGAAUGGAGAAACACCCAGAGUAUUACUUAUUUCAUAAAAUUUCUUCAGUGCACUGCUUGAUUGUAAAAACAAAAACCUUCAAAACAAUUUACAAAAAAAGAUAAAACCAAAUUUGUAUUUGAUGGCUGUACCUGUUCUUCCUGCUAUAUUGUUUAUUUAUGGAAUUUGGGUCCCAUUAUUCCUUCAACAAGCUCAGAAGAGGCUUACAUCACGAUAAAGCUGAGUCAUGCUGACACCAUUUAAGGCAGCUGACGUGCUGUCUGCUCUCACACAAUUCUUGGUGCCUCAACAACUUUAUAGUUGAUAAGCCGAAAAGCUACUCCCAAAUUUAUUAUUUUAGUCCUCUCUUUAGUCGUAAAUAUGAAAUUUCUUGUUAAGGAUCUGCGAAAUGUGUGCAUUUUACAAAUCUCCUAUACCUGAGCAAUAGGGCAAUACUGUAACCUAACAUAGGCAGCGGCUACUGGCGUGUGACAGACGUAUUUUUAACUGAAGUAGGACCGGAAUGUUACUUUUCUCCCCAGAGCUCUCCUUCAACUUCUAUCCUUUGCUUUUGAUCACCAUCCAUGGCUUGCAACCAGAAGAGGUCAUUUUAUCCCGUUUUAGUUUCUCCCCGAGGACUCCCACUUUCCCUGCAAAAUUCUGCUUUUUGUAUGGUUACGCUGCGCUUUUACGUUUUCAUUUUGGAAGCUUCCCCUUGUCAUUCAGCUAUGUGUGUGUGUGUAUAGAGACAAGAACAUACCCUAUUCUAGUCUUCCUACCCUGCUUCUUCUCUCUUCCCAUCGCGGUCCGCUUCCUACCAAGCUCUCUUCCUAUUCCCACC